AUGUGUCCACAACUCCACACCAUUCUCAUUCCACACCCUAAACUCAACUUUAUUAUUCCCACACUCGCACAAAAAAAUUAUUUUUACAUAUUUUUAUAUAUUUAUCCCUUCGCCAGGAAUUGGAUUCCAACACUUUUCAACACCCUUUCACAGCUUCACAUUGUCGUGCCGGAGUCUCAUUUAACACAUUCUAACCUAAAAUUUUUAUUCCCUCAUGUGACGAGUUUUCUCAAUGUUCUGUGCCAGUGUGUGAUCUCAAGUCUGGAUUCCACCUAG
Molecule: messenger RNA, 276 nt
Organism: Theileria parva strain Muguga
Lineage: Eukaryota; Apicomplexa; Aconoidasida; Piroplasmida; Theileriidae
Exons: 2
Coding region: 1-276 (91 amino acids)
Source: RefSeq, a predicted model, not a curated record